AGACGUCAAGUCUUCAAGAAGUGUCAAGUGUCAAGUUCAGCAGCAUCCAUUUUACUUUGUGACAAAAGAAGUAAAAUUAAAAAUAAUUGCUGUUUUAAUAAUUUGUUUAAAUCUUUCUAACAAAUAAAAUAAACAAACAAAUUUUUCAACAUGGCUAUGUCCAAAACCACCAACACUUACAACAGACAAAACUGGGAGGACUCGGAAUUCCCAAUUCUUUGCCAGACGUGUUUGGGUGAUAAUCCAUACGUUCGCAUGAUAAAAGAGAAAUUCGGAAAAGAAUGUAAGAUUUGCACGCGUCCCUUCACUAUAUUCCGUUGGUGUCCUGGUGCACGGAUGCGCUUCAAGAAAACUGAGAUUUGCCAGACUUGUGCGCGUCUUAAAAAUGUUUGCCAAACCUGCCUUCUUGACUUGGAGUACGGCCUACCCAUACAAGUUCGAGACGCUGCUCUCAAGAUCGUCGAUCAGAUGCCACAGAGUGACGUGAAUAAAGAAUAUUACAUUCAGAAUAUUGACAAGGAGCUUGCAGACACAGAUGGCACCGAAGCCGCAGGAGCAGUUGGCAAAGGCUUGGCCGCCAACGAGAUGCUUUCGAAGUUGGCACGCACAGCUCCUUAUUACAAACGGAAUAGGCCCCAUAUUUGCUCGUUUUGGGUUAAGGGUGAGUGCAAACGUGGCGAAGAGUGUCCCUAUCGUCACGACAAGCCCAACGAGCCAGAUGACCCUCUAUGCGAGCAAAACAUCAAAGACCGCUACUAUGGCCGUAACGAUCCAGUGGCAGAAAAGAUCAUGAAGAGAGCAGCAACACUUCCAACGCUUGAACCCCCAGAGGAUAAGAACAUCACCACUCUCUAUGUGGGCAAUCUGAGUGAGGACAUCACUGAGCCGCAGAUUCGCGAUAACUUCUAUCAGUUCGGUGAGAUUCGCUCUGUUGCGCUGGUCCCAAGGCAACAGUGUGCCUUUAUUCAGUACACAAAACGUUCAUCUGCGGAAAUGGCCGCCGAGAAGACCUUCAACAAGCUUGUGAUGCACGGCAGGAAGGUUUCUAUCAAAUGGGCCCACUCGCAGGCAAAGCAGAACAACAUGGCCAAAACAGACCGCCGUUACGACAUUCCGGCUAUACCCCCAGUAGCUCAAGCUAAUCCGAACGACUUUUUCAACUUACAGCAAGAGGUGACCGUACUUCCGCCUGGUAUGAAGCUCCACCAAAUACCCCCAAGUCUUAUACCUCAGUCAUCCUUCCAGAUGUAUUCUCAAGCCGCGGCGUUCGCCGCCCCUUACUCAUCAAUACCUGUCCCUUCAACGAGUUCAUCUGCUCUUGAGUCUAUUCCACCACCACCAGGUGCUCCGAUGCAUUAUCCCAGCCAGGACCCAUCACGACUGGGAGCCGUAAAAAAAUAAAUGUAAUCGCAAUUAUAGAAGAAACAAAAAUAAAAGAAACACAAUUUUUUUCGACUA
Messenger RNA from Eupeodes corollae, 1458 nucleotides. RefSeq names its product pre-mRNA-splicing factor RBM22. The transcript has a single exon. Gene Ontology annotation, molecular function: pre-mRNA binding; metal ion binding; U6 snRNA binding. The record is from RefSeq and is a predicted model, not a curated record. NCBI's taxonomy places the organism in Eukaryota, Metazoa, Arthropoda, Insecta, Diptera, Syrphidae. Gene Ontology annotation, cellular component: U2-type catalytic step 2 spliceosome; U2-type catalytic step 1 spliceosome; Prp19 complex. The coding region runs from base 151 to 1401 and encodes 416 amino acids.